Moneuplotes crassus is the source of this 3129-nucleotide messenger RNA. The record is from the annotation of a GenBank genome assembly. NCBI's taxonomy places the organism in Eukaryota, Ciliophora, Spirotrichea, Euplotida, Euplotidae.
AUGGAGUCCCCUUAUAAGCAUCCUCUUGAGGUGUCCAAAGCAGUAGAAUUCGAGGAAAUUAAGAAACUACCUAAAUUCUCCCACUCACAUCUGGCUUGCAUCAACCCAGUUCACAGAAGUUCGCUAGGAGGAAGCCCUAUUCGUGAUCUGAAGAUAGGAGUGGCUGGGAGUCCCAUAAAAUAUCAUGAAAAGGAGAUUUUCCAAAAGAUUUUACCCGAUCAUUUAAUAAAGCCUCCUAUCGAAGUUCUCAGGCACUCCACCAGUAAGGAACGAUCUGCUGAGGAUAUCAUUCGCAAGAUUGAAUACCGUGAAGGUCGCAAACUCAACUCUAAAGAGACCAGAGAUAUUUUCGAAAAGCAGAGAAAAUAGAGAAGAAAAUCAUAAAAAGAAGGAACAGACCAAAAAUCAUUCUAAAACCUUCUUUAAAGAGUGUCAGUUGAGGCUUGAGGAGAUCAAAGCCAAAACGAAUAGCCCGAGGAACUCUAAAACUGCCAAGAGCAUUAUAGGAGUUCUCUUCAGCACCCAACUCAAAGGAAUGAAGAAGCUCUAUAAUGAGCUUAUGGGAUCAACUCCUCAGAAACUCACCAAGCAUAAAUUUCUAGAUUUUGCAAAGUUGGUCCUUAAAGGCAGCAAAUUAAUAGAUACAGACCUUAAGGAACUCUUCAAUUUAUACUGCAAAAAGAACAAGAAGAAGGAAAACGAACCGACGACCACAAAGGCAGCUCUUGCAAAGGGAGUAAUGAAAAAGUGGCUUCGCAAGAGUACAAUCAGUUCCAAAGAGUCGCCAUUUAGCUUUAACGACACCUUAAAUUCCAAGAAGAGCCAGGAAGGGAAAUUAGGAAGAAGCACGUCUCUGUUUAACAAAAGUAUGAGAAAGAACAGUGCUAAACCCAAAAAGAAAGAAACUCAGGAAGAGAAGAAGCUCAGCAUGGAGGCAUUAUCUACUGCAUAUGACGAGUACCUCAAGCAGGAGGAGAACCUCUCAGGGGUCCUCAACACUAAGACUCUGAACCUGAAGAACACUGAGCUUAAGGACAAGAUCAAUUACUGGAGACAACGGAAAGAUCUGAGAGAACUAACCACUCACAAGAUCAAUGAAAAAGAGCAAGAGAUUGAGGAAAUUACAGCAAAAUAUAGCAGAGAGAUUACUGUAGACAAAGAACUGCUUGAGCAAUGUAUAAAGGACUUUAGUGACCUUACUCGUGACAGGCAUGAAACUAUCAAACAAGAGAACUGUCUUAAUAACUUCCUCCUCGAGCUAAAAGAUUUCAAGCUCCUAGAGAUUAGAGACUUAAGGAAAUGAAUGGAGAAUCAUUUGACCAAAUUUUAUGAUGACUUCACUAUGCUCAACACCUUUGUCGAGAGAGUGUCCAGAGAAUGUGUACUAAAUCAAUUCUUCUUCUCUUUCUUUGACGUAGCUGACCUAGUGGUCAAGCUUGCUCCAUCCAAAAUAGAGUACUCAAAAAUGAUAGAUUUACUCAACAAGACUAAAGACGAAUACAUAAAGGAGAAAGCUGAAAUCUUACAAAAACAGAUGAAGCUCAAAGAAGCUCCUGAUGUUAAAAUCACCGAUGAGGAUCUUAUCCCUUUGGAGCUGCUCAGACAAACUUUACAAGGAAUUAAAGAUAAAUUCAACAAAGAAUGUCAUGCCAUCAACAGGUUUAUCCAUGAAUGCCAACAACAAGUUGACCACAAGAUCAAGCAGCUCCAAGUUGAAAAUGAGAAGAUCAAGAAAGUCAUUGAAAACAAUGUGUUUAUCGCCCACAUAAACAGAGUGAUGGAUGAGCGGAGGGAAGAAGUCUUCUCUUUUGGGUAUAAAAUCAGGAUACUCCACUUAGUCCUGAGCAAGACUUUGUUCAAGACAUCCAAAGAGAUCAGCACGGUGUACCACAAUGUAAUCAGCCUUUCAAAGGAUAACAAUUAUGAGUUCGGCCAACGUCUCAAUCGGGAAAUGGAGAUGUUUAACAACAGGCCAUUCACCACUGAAGAUCCUAUAAAUGAGAGCCUGAGUGAGCCAGGUGAGGAAAUCAUGAUGCGUGCAUUCCACCGCCUCGGUGCAUUCAGAGAAUCUCAAGAACUCUCUAAGAAGGAAGGCAAGCACCUCUCUACAGAAAAACCUAUUAAAGAAGAUGAUGAAAAGGAUAGUUUCAUUGACGAAUCCUUUGAGAAAAUGAUCGAUCUCGAGGAGCAAGAGGAGAACAACAAAAGCCAAGAUAUAAAACAGACCUCUGGCAGGCUCAAGCAAUCCUCAAUCGACAAUUUUACAAAACCAGACCAUCCCCAAUUCACUCAUCUUGAUGAAGAGGACGAGGAAGAUCGAGAAGCUAUUGAGGAGAAAAAGAGAAGAGAGGAGGAAGAAAGAGAAUGGCUCUCAAAAUACAAAGAUCCUGAGACUGGAGAGCUCUACAAUCCCCUCAAGAAAUUCGGAGUUCUCGAGAAAGACUACCUCGUAUACGACAAUGCGACCACCUCGUACCCCCUCAACCUACCUGUGGACUACUACCAGAGGUAUGUAAAGUCGACCAUACCAAAGAAGAAGGAUGGGAAGUGGUUUAUCAGACCACAUCACAUCGAGAAGCUAACCACACAUGUAAAAUCCAUCAAAGAUGAUGUGCUCAAUACCAAUUACUACUCUCACUAUCACGAUGAGAGUAAGAACAAGAUGAAAGCAGACGAAACAGCUGAAGUCAUCAAAGGCCUCGAGAACAAGAUAGAUCAAAUCAGAGAUUAUGUCAAGAUGGUCAAAAUGAGCAAUGGCACUUGGGAUCCUGAUGAAGAAGAGAUCCUUGCCACAGACCCUCAGAUCUCACGUGAAGCAAGAAAUAGGUAUGAAGAACUCAUGAAAGAAGGUAAAACUGGAAAGAAGAACCUAUACAUGCUCAAAGCUUUCGAAGCUUUACUGUACGAGCAGAGAAGAAUUGAAAAAGAGAUGCUCAACCUCCAAAGAGAUAAGGAAUAUGAGAAGAAUAGACCACCUCAAGAGGGAUGGUACAUGCUCAAAACUGAGGAGUUCAACAAGGAGCUUUACAGGAACAGAAUGGCCAUGAAACCAAACAACCAAAAUAGAGUUUACCUUGACAACUUGAAGGAUCCGUAUCUUUAUUAAUUACAUGUAAAUUCAAUUUUGAA